AUGAUUUUAUUGUUCGUUUUACAAUUUUAUUUUUUGAUAUUAGUACAAUCAAAAUUCUACGAAAUAGAUCGAAAAGAUUCAAAUGAUUUUUUAAAAACAAAAAAUUCUUUUGAGGAUGCCUAUGAACAAUCAAAAGAAAUAAUUGAAACAAAACGUGAAUCAUGUAUUGAUGAAUAUCAACAACAACAAAAAAUCUAUCGACGUCAUCAGGUAUUAUCUUCAUCUUGUAAACAAUAUUGUACAGAAACAAUGGAUUGUCAACAAGACAACGAACAAUUUGCUUGUAUUAAUCCAUUAUAUCCAUCAUGGCCACCUAGAACAUUAAAAUUCAUUAAAAAAAUUCGACGUAUUUGUUAUAUAAAAAUAACAGAAAUUUUACGAUAUGACCAAGCUGAACAAAUGUGUCAACGAUAUGGACUUCAAUUAGCUAUUAUUGAUAAUAUUUCUUUACUUGAACAAUUAAAGCAAAUGAAUAUGUUUAAUACAACAUGUAAAGGUCAAUGUCCACAAACAAGAGGAUAUUAUAUUGGAUUAAAACGAUAUAUGGAUGAAAAUGGUUUAUCAUUAUCGAAAUGGAUUUGGUCUAAUAAUGUAACAUGGACACACAAUGAAACAGAUUGUGAUGAUAAAUAUUCGGAAACAUCUUUUGCUAAUUCAACUUUUCUUUGUUAUAUGGGAUCAGAUGGACAAAAGAAAGUGACAGUAUGGAAUAUAGGUGAACCAAAUAAUCGCCAAUAUAGUGCAUUUCAAAGAGAUGAACAAUGUGUAGAAAUCAUUGCACGUCCAGAUAAUACUGGUUCAUAUGAACAAAUAGGAAAAUUAAAUGAUAUUGCAUGUAUAAAGCCAACAUUAGGUGCUAUAUGUCAAAUGGAUGAUGUUAAACCAAUUAAUAAAACACGGUUUAAAUAUUUUGCAAAGAUUAUUGGAUUUAAUGAAACUGAAAAUGAUUUAUUGAAUGAUUUUUUAUCAAAAAUUAAAAAUUUUUCUUCAAUUAAUCUAGAUUCUAUAACAGUAAUGACGGAUGCACUUGAAAAAUUACUUGUUUUACCUUCAUUUACAAUUGAACAAGCAAACAAUGUAUUAAAUAUUGUUGAUCAAAUUGUUAAUAUUGCAGGACAAAUUGAAGUUGAAAAUAAUUCAUUAAAAACAAUAACUAAUAAAUUACUUCAUUUUAUUGAUUUAUUUCAAGUAAAAAUUCAAAUUAAUAAUAAUGAACAAAUAACGUCAUUUCAAUAUAAUAAUUUGAAUACAUCUUUAAUAAAUAUAAAUUUUGAUCGAUGGCAACAAGAGAACAAGAAUAAUGAAUGGUUUUCUAUAACAUCUGAUCAUUAUCCAAAUAGUAUCGUUCAACUUAAUAUGCAAACAUUACGAGCGCAAGUAGAAUCAACUGAUAAUUAUCGUAUAAUUAAAACAAUAUUUUCAAAUUUUUAUUUAUUUCCGCAAAUAAAUAAAACUAAUCAAACCAAUGAGAAUAGUCAUCAAUUAAUUGGAAUACCAAUAUCCUAUCAAAUAGUUAAUUGGACAAAUGUUAGAACAGAUAAUGAUAUUAUAAGAUUUCAAAUACGAAUAGAUGAAUCUAUUCAAUCGCGUAAUAUCUCAUGUGUUUAUUGGUCAUUUGAUGAAAAUAAUGGUGCAUGGAUAGACGAUAAUGGAUGUCGUUUAAUUGGAUAUAUUGAUGAUUAUGCUCAAUGUUCUUGUAAUCAUCUUACACAUUUUGCUUUACUUUUGGUAUGUUGA
Messenger RNA from Rotaria sp. Silwood2, 1737 nucleotides. Lineage: Eukaryota; Metazoa; Rotifera; Eurotatoria; Philodinida; Philodinidae. The record is from the annotation of a GenBank genome assembly.